This is a messenger RNA of Setaria italica (foxtail millet), 1994 nucleotides long. Its product is annotated as transcription factor bHLH62. The transcript is spliced from 7 exons. The record is from RefSeq and is a predicted model, not a curated record. Gene Ontology annotation, molecular function: protein dimerization activity; DNA-binding transcription factor activity. Gene Ontology annotation, cellular component: nucleus. Bases 175 to 1482 code for a protein of 435 amino acids. Gene Ontology annotation, biological process: regulation of DNA-templated transcription. NCBI's taxonomy places the organism in Eukaryota, Viridiplantae, Streptophyta, Magnoliopsida, Poales, Poaceae.
CCGCACACGACGCGCACUCCCGCACCACCGCCGUCUCGCGCGGCACGAACGCACGCACGCACUCGCGAGCCCGCCCGCGCGCAUACAUUUACGUGGCGCGGAGCUCGAGGGCGCGCCCUUCCCCCUUGCUGCUCCUCUCUUUCUCGUGUCGUGUCGUGGCACCGAGCAGCGGUGAUGGCGCACGACGGCUUCCUGGGGAGAUUCCACGACCUGGCGUGGCCGGUCGCUCAUCACGCUGCCGUCGCCAACGCCGGUGGCGGCGGCGCGCCGUUCGUCGCCCUGCAGGUGCACGUGCAGCACGAGCUGAUGGGCGCCGGCGCUGGAGCGCGGUCGGGGUGGGAGCACGACGCAGCGAUGGGCUCGCUCGUGCCGUCGCGUUCGCCGUCGCCGUCGUCGCUCGCGGCGGCGGCUUCCGGAGCUGCCGCCGUCGACACCGCCCUGAUGGAGCAGCUUGCAAGCAGGCUCGGCGUCAGCGUGCCGUCAUCGUCACGGUACGCGUCCUGCUACAGCUCUCCCGUGGGCUCCCCAUCUAAGCCGGCGCCGGCGCCGUUCGGGGCUCCGCUGCUCGGCGCGGACGCCGCGCGGCUCUCGUGCUUCGCGGCCUCCGGCGGGAAGCUGUCCCGCGUUGCCAGCAGCCAGUUGCUCCUCGGCGAGCCGGUGACAGCGCCCGCGCCUGGCACUGCUCAGCAGCAUGCCAGCGACGGGUCUAGCAGCGACAGCCCUAGUCGGAAGCGGAAGGCACCGGGAGGCAAGUCCAAGGCCAAGGAGGCAGCGACCACGGCCACACCAAAGUCCCGGGAGCCGGAGACGAGAGCCAAGAAAUGCAAGCUCUCCGCGGACACCGCCGAUGAGGAGCGGAAGCCGGCGGCAGGAGAGGCGGGGAGCGGCAAUGGCAAGGGGAAGGAGGUCGCCGCCGAGCCGCCCAAGGACUACAUCCACGUGCGAGCUCGCCGGGGCCAGGCCACGGACAGCCACAGCCUCGCCGAGCGGGUGAGGAGGGAGAAGAUCAGCGAGCGUAUGAAGCUGCUGCAAGACCUCGUCCCUGGCUGCAGCAAGGUUACCGGGAAGGCGGUGAUGCUGGACGAGAUCAUAAACUACGUCCAGUCGCUGCAGCGGCAAGUGGAGUUCUUGUCGAUGAAGCUCUCUACCGUUAACCCGCGACUCGAAAUUGACGUGGACAGCUUCAUCCCCAAAGAUGCCAACCAGCCGUGCGCGCCUGCAGCGUCGUCCCUGCCGCCGCCGCCAGUCUACUCACUGGAGGAUUCAAGCCCUGCGCUUUGCUACGCCUCAUCUCAAGGUACUGCAGCGCCGAGUGCGGUGACCAGUGCCAAAAGCUUUGCAACACCGUCCACCUUUGUGAACCAUGGCAUCCCAGACCACUCACUUGAAGGAUUUCACAAUGCUAAUUCUCAGAUGGGGAGCUUGUGGGAGGAGGAUGACCUCCAAAGCCUGGUGCUGAUGGGGUUCCGGGGCAAUACGUGAUCAUUGACGCUCUGAUUGAGGGACAGUUCAGUUUCACCGAUCACCAAUCAAGGCAAGAGAUGAUCAAUGGGGGGCAUGUCUGGCGCAGGGCCUCAGGGCCACUUAACAACAGGGUUGGGCUGCAAUCAUUGGAAAAUUCUCCAUGAUUGUACAUACACCCGUGCAUAGAAAGAGGACUCUUACUCGCUAAAUGCCUCAGCUGAAAGUUUCCAGCUCAGCGAGGCCGAGAAGAACGCGAAAAAGAUGAUGUUAAUUUCCUUGCAUUUCCAAAAGAAAUUCCAAAGUAAUGUACUUGUAAUGUAAUGUAGUGUAAUGAUGUUUAGUCCUUUAGACAUCAAGUUGAUGGUUUUUAUAUACAUGUGAUGUUUCCUGCUUUUGGUAACUGCUGCUGGAUGCUUUUAGUUUUGUGUUGGUAGGUGACACAAAGCUUGUUACCUGCAUCAUAGUCUUUUAGCCCUCUGAUGAGCUGGUGUCAACCACUCUAGGUAGAAUCUUAACCUCUUUUAGUGUCU